AUGUUCCGGGAGCCGAAUAUGAACACGCUCGCACCAACCGUCGUUGAGCCGCUGCUGCGGCCGCCGCCUCCGACCUCGCCACCACCUCCUCCUCCCUCGCACACAUCCCUGCAUGGCCAUUACGUCACCGAGCGCGUGAAGAACGCCGUUGAUGGCUGUGUGAACGUUUUCGUUGACGCCGGUGCCAGCAUAGGUGUUCACACGCGAUUCCUCUUUGAGCCGGCAUUUUACAACGACUCCAAGUUUGUUGCCGUCUUCGAUCGCGUCUUUGGUGUAGACAGAAACCUCACUUGCUCGCUCGGCUUUGAGCCCAAUCCGAUACACAAGGCGCGCCACGAAAAGAUGCAGCGCGUGUAUGCUCGGAUGGGCUGGAGGUACACGUUCUUCCCCAUGGCGCUGGGAACGGCGUCGGAGGAGCUGGUCUUCCACGAGAAUGGAGAUUUCGAAGACAACGGCAAAGACAAUGAAUACUGGGGCUUCGGCGUGACGAACUUCAACGAAGCCUUCCGGGGGGCGAGCAACCGCACGGGGCAGAACCUGAUAGUGCGCGUGCCGUCGGUCUCCUUUGACGAGAUUCUUUCUCAGAUCUCCCGCCGAGCGAUGCCGUCCAUCCAUCCCCGUGGGCGCGUGAUCGUCAAGAUGGACAUCGAGGGUUUGGAGUUUGCAGUGGUGCCUCAAGUCGUGGCAUCUGGAAAUCUCUGCAGAGUAGUCGACUGGAUCAGUGUCGAGUGGCACCCCAAAUUGGCUCCGCUGCGGCUGCACAGCAACCAGCGGCUGCACCUCGACACGAUCUUGAACGCUCAAACAACCGCCUCGGUGCUCAAAGGUGCGAUCAAAGAUGGACUGCGGGCGGCGGGCUGCCGCACCGAGGUGCGGCCGAUGGACGACGAGUCGUACCUCCACGACAGAGUGCCGCUGCCUGUGCUGGGAGGCGCGUUGUAG
Emiliania huxleyi CCMP1516 is the source of this 942-nucleotide messenger RNA. RefSeq lists its product as hypothetical. The record is from RefSeq and is a predicted model, not a curated record. Lineage: Eukaryota; Haptophyta; Isochrysidales; Noelaerhabdaceae. The coding region runs from base 1 to 942 and encodes 313 amino acids. The transcript has 2 exons.